AUGCCGCGCCACCCGUGCGCGUGCCUGUGGCCGCUGUCACCCUCCCGCCGCCGCCUGUCCUUGCACGCACAGCCCGGCACCGGGGAUGGUGACCCGCGGAGGGCAGCGGGGCAUCCACCGGGGGCGGGCGGACCGGCGGCRUCCCCGCGGCUGCUGCCGGGGCUCCGCGGCCACGGCGCGGUGUCGGCCAGCGAGGCGCUGCUGGCGGCCGCCGCCUUCUGCCUGGUGUUCCUGCUGCUCCAGCGGCUGCAGCAGCGGCCGCCCGUGCCCGAGGGGCUGCGGAGACCGCCGGGCCCCCGCGGCUUCCCCGUGCUGGGGAACGUGCUGGAGCUGCGCAAGGACACGCACCUGGCGCUGGAGCGGCUGAGCCGGCGCUACGGGGACGUGAUGGAGGUGCGCAUCGGGUCACGGCCCGUGCUGGUGCUCAGCGGGCUGGACACCAUCAGGCAAGCGCUGGUCAGGCAAGGAGAGGACUUCAUGGGGCGCCCCGACCUGCCCAGCUUCCGCUUCGUCGCAGAUGGGCAGAGUAUGGCUUUCAGCCCCGACUCCGGRGAUGUGUGGAAGGCGCGCAAGAAGAUGGCCCAGAACGCCCUGAAGAGCUUCUCCAUCGCCCCCAGCCCCACCUCGUCCUCCACCUGCCUGCUGGAGGAGCACGUGUCCAAGGAGGCCGAGUACCUGGUCACCAAAUUCCUGCAGCUGAUGGAGGAYGAGAAGAGGUUCGAGCCCUACCAGUACCUGGUGRUGUCRGUGACCAAYGUCAUCUGUGCCAUGUGCUUCGGCCGGCGCUACGAGCACGAUGACCAGGAGCUGCUCAGCCUGGUGAAUUCAGCGCAGCAGUUUGAUGAUGUGGCUGCUAUUGGCAACCCGGCCGACUUCAUCCCCCUGCUCCAGUACCUCCCCAGCCGCAGCAUGAAACUGUUCAUCGACUUCAACAGGUACUUCCUCAGCUUCCUGCAGAAGAUCGUCAAGGAGCACUACGAGACCUACGACGAGAACAACAUCCGGGACAUCACCGACUCCCUCAUCGAGCAGUGCCUGGACAAAAAAGUGGAAACRAAAACGGCCAUGCAGAUCCCCAAGGAGAAGAUCGUCAACCUCGUGAACGACAUCUUUGGAGCAGGCUUUGACACCGUGACCUUGGCCUUGUCCUGGAGCCUCAUGUAUCUCGUGACAUAUCCUGACAUCCAGAGGAAGAUUCAGGAGGAGCUKGACCAGCGCAUCGGGCGGGAGCGGCGGCCGCGGCUGUCGGACCGGGGCUCGCUGCCCUACACGGAAGCCUUCAUCCUGGAGAUGUUCAGGCACUCCUCCUUCGUGCCCUUCACCAUCCCACACAGCACCACCAAGGACACGGUGCUGAACGGCUGCUACAUCCCCAAGGACACCUGCGUGUUCAUCAACCAGUGGCAGGUGAACCACGACGAGAAGCUUUGGAAGGACCCAGAAUCCUUCAAUCCCGAGCGGUUCCUCAGCGCUGACGGGAGCAGGGUGAACAAGGAGGACGGGGAGAAGGUGCUGCUCUUUGGCCUGGGCAAGCGGAGGUGCAUCGGGGAGACCAUCGCCCGCUGGCAGGUGUUCCUGUUCCUGGCCACGCUGCUSCAGCAGCUCGAGUUCAGCCUUUGUGAGGGCCACAAGGCUGAUCUGACCCCGCUCUAUUCGCUCACCCUGAGGCACAAGAGGUGCGAGCAUUUCCAGGCCAGGCAGCGCUUCGCCAUCAAGGGCGGGAGCUGAGCGGAGCCAGCAGACACCUCCAGGGUGUCCUUCAGCACAAGAUUUUCCCCGAAAAACUUCAUGGGAAGUUUGUGGAAUAAACUGAAACCUCUGUUUUUUCUGCUUUGCUUUGUAGCAGUCGUUGCCUUUUUUGUUUCCCGGUGUUUCUGGUGUUGGAUAUUCCAUUAAAUGUUGGCUGUCCCACCA
Messenger RNA from Malurus melanocephalus (red-backed fairy wren), 1914 nucleotides. Its product is annotated as cytochrome P450 1A5-like. The coding region runs from base 1 to 1728 and encodes 575 amino acids. NCBI's taxonomy places the organism in Eukaryota, Metazoa, Chordata, Aves, Passeriformes, Maluridae. The record is from RefSeq and is a predicted model, not a curated record. Gene Ontology annotation, molecular function: iron ion binding; steroid 17-alpha-monooxygenase activity; oxidoreductase activity, acting on paired donors, with incorporation or reduction of molecular oxygen, reduced flavin or flavoprotein as one donor, and incorporation of one atom of oxygen. The transcript is spliced from 7 exons. Gene Ontology annotation, biological process: hormone biosynthetic process; progesterone metabolic process.